AUGAAUGAGAUUGUGGGGGCCUCCUAUCGUACUAAACGUUUGCGGGGGCCUCCUACCAUACUACAGGGUCGUUGGCCCUCUUAUCGUGCUACGAGUUUGUGGGGCCUCCUAUCAUACUACAAGAUUGUGGCGGCCUCCUAUCGUACUAAACGUUUGCAGGGGCCUCCUACCAUACUACAGGGUCGUUGGCCCUCUUUUCGUGUACGAGUUUGUGGGGACCUCCUAUCAUACUACAAGAUUGUGGGGGCCUCCUAUCGUACUAAACGUUUGCGGGGGCCUCCUACCAUACUACAGGGUCGUUGGCCCUCUUAUCGUGCUACGAGUUUGUGGGGGCCGCCUAUCAUACUACAAGAUUGUUGGGCCUCCUAUCGUACUACAAGGACCUUCUUUGUAAGAUAUAAGGAAUACCUCCCUAUCUAUCUAUCUAUCUUUCUAUCUAUCUAUCUAUGUUCAUAUGUAUCUGUAUAUCCCAGAAAAAUAUGA
Acanthosepion pharaonis is the source of this 483-nucleotide messenger RNA. NCBI's taxonomy places the organism in Eukaryota, Metazoa, Mollusca, Cephalopoda, Sepiida, Sepiidae. The record is from the annotation of a GenBank genome assembly.